Xenopus laevis (African clawed frog) is the source of this 715-nucleotide messenger RNA. RefSeq names its product histone H2A type 1-like. NCBI's taxonomy places the organism in Eukaryota, Metazoa, Chordata, Amphibia, Anura, Pipidae. The record is from RefSeq and is a predicted model, not a curated record. Bases 150 to 542 code for a protein of 130 amino acids. The transcript has a single exon.
UAUAAUGUCAUUGGCUGGAUCAGAACUCACCCAAUUAAAGAAGAUAGGUGUGUCCUUUGCUGCCUACAAAUAACAGUGCGUGAGGGUAUGAACGUCAUAUGCUGAAAUAGUUUUCUGCUGUUCUGUGUUAUUGAAUUGUAUAAGAAGCCAUGUCUGGAAGAGGCAAACAAGGCGGUAAGACCCGCGCCAAGCCAAAGACGCGCUCAUCUCGGGUCGGGCUACAGUUCCCAGUCGGCCGUGUUCACAGGCUCUUGAGGAAGGGCAACUAUGCCGAGCGGGUGGGAGCCGGAGCUCCAGUCUAUCUGGCCGCAGUGCUCGAGUACCUGACCGCUGAGAUCCUGGAGUUGGCCGGCAACGCUGCCCGGGAUAACAAGAAGACCCGCAUCAUCCCCAGGCACCUGCAGCUCGCUGUGCGCAACGAUGAGGAGCUCAACAAACUGCUCGGAGGAGUCACUAUCGCUCAGGGCGGGGUCCUGCCCAACAUCCAGUCCGUGCUGCUGCCCAAGAAAACCGAGAGCUCCAAGUCGGCCAAGAGCAAGUGAAGUGCCCGCUCCCAGCGCCCCCUCACAUGGAACAACAAAGGCUCUUUUCAGAGCCGCUAAACAGCUGCACAGAAUGUUCUUUGAGGUUUGGAUUAAAAGAAAAUCCGCGUUCCUUUCAGUUGCAUUGAGUCUGUAAAUACAGUCCAGGUUGGGGGGAGUCAGUGAGGCGGACU